Molecule: messenger RNA, 1635 nt
Organism: Scheffersomyces coipomensis
Lineage: Eukaryota; Fungi; Ascomycota; Pichiomycetes; Serinales; Debaryomycetaceae
Gene: FMT1
Product: methionyl-tRNA formyltransferase
Exons: 1
Coding region: 494-1603 (369 amino acids)
Biological process (GO): biosynthetic process; conversion of methionyl-tRNA to N-formyl-methionyl-tRNA
Cellular component (GO): mitochondrion
Molecular function (GO): methionyl-tRNA formyltransferase activity
Source: RefSeq, a predicted model, not a curated record
AUUCGUCACAAUCAUAUCCAUCACAAACUCGACACAUACCAUCUCAAAUGUAUAGAGAUAGUUCCCAAAGACGAAAAAGAAGAAGGGGUGGAUUUUCCUAAGUAGAAUUUCUUGUACUGUACUGUACUGUAUUAUAUUGUAUUAUUAUCAUUCUUCUUCACUGUAUAUUCACACUUAAUUAACACAUUUAGAACGCAGACUUAGUUUCUUUGUUGAUCUCUAGGAUACUUGUAGCUAAUAAUUUUGGGUCAACACCUUCAUCUAAUAAUUUAAUACAAAGCUGUAAAGUUGACUCAUUUAUCUCUUUGACAUUUAGCACUUUGGCUAAAUCGUUAAUUAGACUAUUUGAAUUGGUAGUCAUUAUUCUCUUGCUAUAUAUAUAUACAUAGUUGAUUAAUUAUGUUGAUAGUUUUGUUUUGAUUUUAUUUUCACAUCGCGUAAAGAAAUCUGAUGGAAUCAAAUUGUCUGAUUAUGUUGCAAAAUUGAAUCAACAAUGAUACUAUCAAGGGCAAAGAUCAAUAUAUUAUUCAUAUCUGCUACGUGGAAGAGAUCGUAUUCGAAUUCGAAUCCACUCAAGGAGCCAUUACGUAUAGCCUAUUUCGGAAGUGAUGAUUUCAGUGUUAAAUCAUUAGAUUCUUUGAUGAAUUAUAAACGAAAUCACCCAUCCAAAAUCGAAUCAGUCCAUGUUAUUACUAGAGAUAUGAAACCAACAGGAAGAAACUUAAAGAAACUAUCUAAAUUGCCGAUUGCUGAAUACUGUUCUGAUCAUGGUAUUCCUCUCUUAAGGGUUGAUCAGAAAGCUCAGAUUGAAGACUUGAUCACAACUCAAACAUUUUCAUUAGCAAUAGCUGUAUCAUUUGGACUUCUAAUACCAGGUUCUUUCAUCAACAGUUGCUCAAAAGGUGGAAUUAACAUUCAUCCUUCAUUAUUGCCUAGAUAUGCUGGAGCUUCUCCUUUACAAUACGCUUUAAUGAACGAUGAUCCUUAUACUGGAUGUACCAUUCAAACUUUACAUCCUAAGCAUUUCGACAAGGGUGAAAUCAUAUUACAAUCAGAAGAAGUCCCCAUACUAGAUAAUGAUAAUUACGUUUCUUUACAAAAAAAAAUGGGGAAAGUAGGGAGUGAAAUGUUAAUAAAGGUGAUUGAUGAAGAUUUAUUAUCGAACGGUUCAAGACUUCCAUCUAAAUAUUUGCCGUCCAAGGCACCAAAGAUUGUUAGAUCAGCUAAUGAAAUAAACUGGGAAAGCUACACAUCUAGAAAUAUUAAACGAUUAGAAGAUGCUUUGGGUUCAUUAUUCACCUACAUGUUUGUUGAUAUAACCAGAAAUAAGAAGCAUAUAAAAGAAUUUCAGAGAGUUAUACUUCUAGAUAUUAGACAGAUCAGUGAUCACCCCGAGUACGAAGAUUUAGAAAACAAUGGUCAGUUUAAACUUGACGAUGCAUCUUCAUCAACAUCGAGACUUAUUGCUAAGACUUGUUCCGGUUUUAUAUCAGUUGGAAAGUUAAAGUUCCAAGCUUGUAACGAAGAAUCACCAUAUGUGUUCUUAUCUCAUUUAAUAAAGAGAACAGGUCUGAAUGACUUUCAAUUCACAUCUAAAGUGUAAAUAUUCAUACAGAUUCAAAAUAAUAUACAUAA